Messenger RNA from Closterium sp. NIES-65, 5046 nucleotides. Lineage: Eukaryota; Viridiplantae; Streptophyta; Zygnematophyceae; Desmidiales; Closteriaceae. The record is from the annotation of a GenBank genome assembly.
AUGGCUGCAGAAGGCGAUGCAUCGCCGCGUCAGCCGCCACAUGUGAAUGGGUCGGGACGAAACGGGUCAGAGGGGAGCGGAUCCGCGGAAGAGGCGCCACUCGAUUCGCAGGCGUUAGAGCGGGAAGAGAAGCAAGUGUCGGGUGACAAAGCGGACACGCAAGGUUCAGGGGAAGCCGUGAAGGCAGCAGAGCGGGCAGAGCGGGGAGCAGGUGACGCUGCAGUGCGGACGGACAGUCACGGCCAGCGGCCGACGGAGGCUGCUGCUGCUGGAGCUGGCGAUGCGCACGCGGCUUCUGAGUCGCCCCGAAAGGCCGCUGCUGGCGAUGCUCAGGCAGCAAUCGAGUCGCCUCGAAAGUCCGGUAGUGCUGUCGCUGGCGCUGGUCAGGCGGUGCCUCGUGGCGGCGACGCCACGGUCAUUGCUGAAGCAGACGGUGCGGCGGGCGGCCAGGGGAUUACCGCCGAUGCUGUCAUGUCGCAGCUGGCGGACAUGCGGGGCAUGAUAGCGCGCCUCAGCCGCGAGAACGAGUCUCUGCGCGCCAUAGUGGCGCUGCAGCUCUCCCCGCAUGGGGGAAACGGCCCCUCCGCGCAUGGGGGGAACGCCCCCUCCGCGCAUGCGGGGAACGGCCCCUCCGCGCAUGGGGGGAACGGCCCUUCCGCGCAUGACAAGAACGCCCCCGUUGCGAGACAAGAGAAUGCGGGAAAGGGGGGAGCAAGUGGCGAACACAGCGGGCGUGCAACGGCGGCCGCGGGUGGAGGGGAGGGCGAGAGGGCAGGGGGUGGCGGAACGAGCGCAGAUAAAAUCGCAGCAAUGGCAACGGCGGGGGCGGGGGGGCUUAGUGCAGACGUGCUGGCGCGGAUGAUGGGCGCAGGUGCAGGGGGGGCGGGCGAGGAGGGCGCGGAGUGGGUGCGCGCACAGCAGAUGCAGAUGCUGGCGCUGCUGCCCUACCACGCCGCUGCUGCCCAGGUGAGCGCCGGGCGAGAUAAAGGUGGGAUGGGAGGGAUGGGCGACGAGGAGGCCAUGUCUCGCUGGUCCGCCCUCUUCCCCGCCCUCCCCAACCCCUUCCCCUUCCCCUCCUUCCCCACUGCGCCACCCUCCUCCUCCGCCACACCACCUGCCGCGCCCAUGAUGCCUCCGCCCUCCCCGCCCCACCCCCACGCACCCAUCGGGCCUGACAGGGGCAGCAAGGUGGGGAGGCCCGCCUCCCCCCUGCUGCCAGCGCGCUCCCACACCCCCCCUGCGCCCAUGCGCGCGCAGCCCCGCCCGUCCGCCCACACGGCCAGCCAGAGGGGGUCGCUCUCCCCCCCCGACUCCGCCUCCCAGCAGCGCUGCAGCGUGGGCCGUCCGAUCCGAUCCGUGGGAAUGGACCGCAGCGAUUCAACGAGCGAGAGGGCGGACGAGGGGCUGCAGCAGCGGCGGCGGCGGCGGCGACGGCGGGGAGGAGAUGAGGACGGGGACAGGGAAGGGGAAGCGGAGCAGAGAGGCGGGGGAGAGAGGCAGGUGAGGGACGCGAGGAGGGAAGGGGAGCUGGUAAGUGGGAUGGGCAAGGGUAGUGAAGGCGGGGGCGCGGCAGGCGGGGUGGGGGCGAGCAGGAUGGUUGGCAGUGCUGCAGUGGGUGGGCGGGGGGGUGGGCGGGGGGAAGAAGGAAGUGAGGAGGAUAAUCGGGAUGAGUGUGCUGUGGAGUCGCGCGUGCUUGGUGCUGAGGGCAGCGCCGGUGCAGGGGAGCAGCAGGGUGAGGGCGUGGGUAGCAGGACGAGGGGCAGUGGGAAGGACGAGCAGGAUGGGAAUUUGGAAAUGGGGGAGGCUGGGCUGGAAAGAUUGAUGGUUGAGCCAAGGGCGGUGGGAAGAGGAGAGGAGGAGGAGGAGGAGGAGGAGGAGGAGGAGGAGGAGGAGGAGGAGGAGGAGGAGGAGGAGGAGGAGGAGGAGGAGGAGGAGGAGGAGGAGGAGGAGGAGGAGGAGGGCGAGAGUGAGCAGAGCAUGGGGGGUGAGAGGGCAUGCAAGAGGCGGCGAGGGGAGGCGAGUAGAGGAGGCGAGGAGUGUGUGCGUGGUGUGGCGAGUGGGGGUGGAGUGGCGAGUGGGGGUGGAGUGGCAGUGGCAGAUGCCAUGGAGGUGAGUGAAGGGUGCAGAGAGCCGGAGGGAGAGUGGGGGCGGCAGAAGGAGCAGGAGAUGGUGGGGGGAGGGGAGGGAGCAGACGAGGCAGGCAGGCAGGGGGGCGGAGAGGGCGGCAGCAGCAGUGGUGGUGUUGGUGCUGGAAACCGUGCCCUGCCAAGACGCCGCCUCUGCACUGCCGCCGCUCCACCCCCUCUCAAGUGCGAUGAUGGGAGGACGGGGGCAGAGGAGGGCAUGAAGGGGGCACAGGAGGAAGUGAAGAGGGAGGCGGGGCGCAGCACAGAUGGUGCAGAGGGUGUGCAGCGAGGGGUGGUGGCCCAUGGUGCUGAUGAGUCCAGGGGAAGCCGUGAGCGCACCUCUGACCCUGCCUCCCCGCCUGCUGCUCUCCCGCCUUCUGCUGCUCAUGCCCCUCCUCCUCCUCCCACUGCUGCUUCUGCUGCUGAUGCGUCUGCAACACCUGCGUUGCCGACAUGCCAGGGUGACGAGCUGGGAUCGGGACAGCAAGGUGGGGGAGAGCGCGUGAGCGAUGCGCAAAGUGCCGAACCACAGGAGGGGGUGAUGCAGGUGCAGCAGGUUGCAGGAGGAGCAGAGACAGCGAGGCCAGCAGGCAGCACAGGCGGAGUGGCAAGGGACGAGCAGGCAGCAGCAGCUGCAGUUGAAGCAGGAAACCGGUUGCAGGCGCAAGCAGGGCCAGGGGAGGAGCAGCAGCAAGGGAUGCAAGCACAAGGGAUGCAAGCACAAGGGUCGGCUGUGGUUGAACGAGGGGUGCUGGUGUUCCAGCAUGAGUCUCAGGCCGAUGAGCCUCAUGCCCCUCCACCUGCUCUGGCUCUUCAGCUGCAGCCGCAAAUUCUAUCGGACGGGGGGCAGUGGCGCAAGUACGGGCAGAAGGUGUCCAAGGGCAACCCGUGUCCGCGCGCCUACUACCGCUGCACGGCCGCCCCGGCAUGCCCGGUGCGCAAGCAGGUGCAGCGCUGUGCGGACGACAUGGCGUUCCUCAUCGUCACCUACGAGGGCACGCACUCACACGCGCUGGCCCCGCACGCCACCGCCAUGGCCAUGCUCACCUCCUCCGCCUCCGUGGUGUCCUCUGCCGGCGCGCAUGCCCCCCUCGCCUCGCCCUCUCUCUUCGCCCCCUCCUCUGCCUCGUCCCCCGCUGCCUUCCCCACCCACCACGCGUUCCCUCCACCACCGUCGCUGAUGGGAGCAGCAGGUGGGGCCGGAACACCAGGCAGCACCACUGCCCACACGCCCACCGCUGCAGCUGCAGCGGGUGCAUUCCCCAUGGACCCGUCUCUGCUGGCGUCGCCGCUUGCCACGCCCACUCUGGCCGGCACGCCCUCGUCGCCCUUUGUGACGGCCACGGCUGCCCUGCCCACCGUCACGCUCGACCUCUCCACCUUCCCCCCCCACCACCUGGCCCAGCUAGGCCUGGGGGUGAGUGCAGGAGGGGGGGGCACAGGGGGUGGGAUGGGGGGGGGAAUGAGCAAUCCUGUGCCUGGCACUGCUGCUGGCGCUGCUCUCACUGGCUCGUCACCACCGCUUGCUCUGCCAUCCUCCCCACCGGCCCCCUCCGCCCAGGCUCCUGUGCUGACUGCACCACCAGUUGCAGCAGCAUCAGCCACACCACCCAUGCACCCACCAGCACUGCCAUUCACAGCAGCAGCACACACGCCCACAGGUGCUGCUGCUCCCACACCUGCCACCACCCCAAGUAACGCCACCACCACCCCCACUGGCGCCCCCUGGUGGUGGCCUGGCGCCCCUGCCCCCUCCCCUUCCUCCGCCCCGCGUCCCCCCACUGCCCCUCUUGCUGCUCCCUCAGCGCCCACUGCCGCCCCCGCGGGCGCAUGCGGUGCUGCGCCGUCGUCUGCAGCGUCCACGCCAUCGCCCAUCCACGGCCUGCUGCUCCCCACCCCCCUCCCUGCCUCUGCCGCCACUCCCCCUGCAUCCACCCCUGCACCCUUCUCCCCGCCCCUGCCUGCUGCUGCUGCUACUCCUCUUGCGCUCCCACCCACUCCGCCCUCUGCCGCUUACCCUGCCUCAAGUGGGCUGGCAGCAGCAGCGGAUGAGGCGCCUCCCCUCAUCCACAUUCCCCGGCGCCGCGUGGUUGGCCACUUCACACCUGAGCGCCCUGCUGCUGCUGCUGCUGGAGGUAGCGGCGCAGCAGCAGCGGCAGCAGCAGCAGCAGGGGGCAUGGAGGCGGCGCUGGCGUCACCGGCGGUGCAGAGCCGGCUGGUGGCGGAGACAGCGGAGAAGAUCACCAGCGACCCCGCCUUCAAGACCGCCCUCGCCACCUACAUCGCCUCGCUGCUCUCCACCCAGCUCUCCGCUGCCGCUGCUGCCGGCCCCACCCCCGCCGCCACCCCCACUGCUGCAGCCCCUGCUCCUCCUGCUGCCUAUGCGCCCCUGGGUGCUGAGAGCAGUGCGGGAGCGGGCACACCAGUGGCAGGUGGUGGUGCAGCCAUCCCGCAGCAGCAGGCAGCAGCAUCCGUGCAGCAGCAUCAGGCACACCAGCAGCACUCCAUGUUUCUCUCGUCGCCCUCGUUUGCCUCGUCGCUCUUCCCCGUCCUCCCUCCCUCCACUGCUGCCGCACAUGCCCCUGCCGCCUGGUCCUUCACCCCAACAGCCUCCCACUCUGCCGCGGCACCAGCAGCAGCAAACUCGACUCAAGCCAUGCCGGCAGCACAGCACCAAGGUGCUGCAGCGCUGCACCAAGCAGCGGCACCCAGCGGGCUGCUGCUGUCGCCAGGCGCCUCUGCAUCGCUGCUGCCCUCCCCCCUCGCCGCUCCCACGACCCCAGCUCCAUCCCCCCUUGGCUUCUCGCACCUCUUUCAACCGCCCUCCACCACUCCUCUCGACCUCUUCCCGCAGGUGGCGGCUGGGAAGGAUCCGUCCUGCUCGCCCGGCUUUCACUCCAACACAAACCGAUCCUGUUGA